Messenger RNA from Maniola jurtina (meadow brown), 713 nucleotides. RefSeq names its product 60S ribosomal protein L9 (gene RpL9). Bases 118 to 690 code for a protein of 190 amino acids. NCBI's taxonomy places the organism in Eukaryota, Metazoa, Arthropoda, Insecta, Lepidoptera, Nymphalidae. The record is from RefSeq and is a predicted model, not a curated record. Gene Ontology annotation, molecular function: structural constituent of ribosome; rRNA binding. Gene Ontology annotation, cellular component: ribosome; cytosolic large ribosomal subunit. The transcript is spliced from 3 exons. Gene Ontology annotation, biological process: cytoplasmic translation.
UUAAAUUCUAAUUAAUCGAUACACCAUAAAAUAUACAUAUAAAAACUGUUAGUAAUAGUUUGAGCUGGCAACAUUAUUCUGCCUUUUCCGGCUAUCGGUGUCACUGAAAGCCACAACAUGAAGCAAAUCGUUGCAAAUCAAAAAGUGAAAAUCCCUGAUGGAUUGACUGUUCAUGUGAAAUCCCGUUUAGUGACAGUGAAAGGUCCUCGAGGAGUUUUAAAGAGGAACUUCAAACACUUGGCUGUUGAUAUUCGCAUGGUAAACCCAAGGGUUUUAAAGGUGGAAAAAUGGUUCGGAUCAAAGAAAGAACUCGCUGCUGUAAGAACAGUGUGUUCUCAUGUUGAAAACAUGAUCAAAGGUGUGACCAAGGGAUUCCAAUACAAAAUGCGUGCAGUAUAUGCCCAUUUCCCCAUUAACUGUGUUACAACUGAAGGCAAUUCAGUCAUUGAAAUCCGUAACUUCCUUGGAGAGAAAUACAUCAGAAGGGUAAAGAUGGCACCUGGUGUGACCGUUGUAAACUCCCCUAAACAAAAGGAUGAACUUAUCAUUGAAGGUAACUCCCUUGAAGAUGUUUCAAGUUCAGCAGCUCUCAUUCAACAGUCAACAACUGUCAAAAACAAGGAUAUCAGAAAGUUCUUGGAUGGACUCUAUGUAUCUGAGAAAACAACUGUUUUAUUGGAUGAGAUAUAAGGACAUUAAAGUUUUAAGCUGAA